CGUGAUCUUCACUCCUGGCUGUUAGUACCUGAAGAAGAAGCACUAGGACUACAAUGACUUGCAGAAAUGCCUCCAGAAACAUGAAGCACUUCACUCAAGAUAAUGAGGUCAAACACACAACAGUGCAGGCCGGCACUGCUCAGUUAACUCUUUGCCAUAUUUAUUUAUUUACAAGUAAUUAUUAUUGUAUUUCAUUGAUUUGCAUUACAUUUGAGGUAAAAAUGCAGUGCAAGAGCCUGAAAACAGUAUUUCGAGUCAGCUGAGGUGAAGAUGGAGAAGACUUGGGAGGUGAUAUUUGAUGAUUGAUUUAAAUAUGAUGUGAUGCACAAAAGACUGAGGUAGUGAUCACACUAGUAUUGGAGCACAGAUAAAAAAAAAGAGAGUUCUUGAUGGCAUGGUUGAUCAAAUGAUCAAUUCCUUUGCCUCUUUAGGCUAAGGGGAAGAAAAAUUGAAGAUGUAGAUGAUGGCGUUGUGUGGAAGACUUUGUUUUCUGGAAUGGUUGGUGUAGCAUGCUCUGACGGCGCGCGCGCGUGUAAGAGUGUGUGUGUGUGUGUGAGUGAGUGAGUGAGAGAGAGAGAGAGAGAGAGAGAGAGUGAGAGAGAGAGAGAGAGAGAGAGAUCUCGGUGUUCGGGCAUCCCCCCAUGGUCAAGGACGAGGAUGUGCUUGUGUAAUGAGAGAGGAAGUGGAUGGUGGGCUCCAAGUGAAGCGUCCAGGCUUGACCGCGUUGAAAGAGUGGAAUGACUGCUCGAUCUGGCGAAUGAAUUUUGUAUUUAUUUAUUAUUGUGAUUAUUCUUUUGCCCGCGUUCGGAAGGCGAAGUUGACGCAGUGAGCGGAGUUGUGGCUCAGGACGCCGGGACACUGCGGCUGCAGUCAGGGAGCUGCUCCCCGGGAUUUCAGUACAGGCCUCUGAAUGAAGUGAGCUCAGAUGGACCGCAUGAAGAUCAUUAAGAGGCGCUUGUCUAUGAGUCUGCGCAGCGCCCGGCCAGUGGACGAGAACCUGUCUGAACUUGCAGAACAGGCAGCAACAGACGAGCCACCAACGUCACAGGAAAAUGAGUCCAUGGUUUGCCCCGUGCCCCCUCCCGCAUCCCAAAGUGCCCCUUCGUUCUUGCGCCACUACGCAGGGGGUUUGGGGCGCGGCGCGAUGCGUAGAGACGGCCUGGACCGACCCUACCUUUCUCUUCACCGGACUGGCUCUCUUGGCAUAGUGCAUGAAAAUGUGAAAAUGGGGUCAGACGGCGAGAGCGAUCAGGCAUCAGGGACUUCAUCCGAUGAGGUGCAGAGUCCUGUCCGAGUGCGAAUGCGUAACAACCAUUCACGGCGCAUCUGCAAUGAGGACAUUAAUAAGCGUCUAUCACUGCCAGUGGAUAUCCGUUUGCCAGAGGGUUAUCUGGAGAAAUUUGCUAUGAACAGCCCUCCGUUCGAUAAACCCUUAAGUCGGAGGCUGCGGCGAGCUUCAUUGUCUGAAAUUGGCUUUGGGAAACUGGAGACAUACAUCAAAUUGGACAAACUCGGAGAAGGAACCUACGCAACAGUGUAUAAGGGGCGUAGUAAACUGACUGAUAAUCUGGUGGCUCUAAAGGAGAUUCGGCUGGAGCAUGAAGAAGGUGCACCAUGCACUGCUAUUCGUGAAGUUUCCCUCCUGAAAGAUUUAAAACACGCAAACAUUGUCACUCUGCAUGACAUCAUUCACACGGACAAGUGCCUAACCCUGGUCUUUGAGUACCUGGAGAGAGAUCUAAAGCAGUAUAUGGAUGACUGCGGGAGCAUCAUGUGUGUUCAUAAUGUCAAAAUUUUCCUUUUCCAGCUGUUGCGUGGAUUAGCAUAUUGUCAUAGUCGCAAGAUUCUACACAGAGACUUGAAACCCCAAAAUCUGCUCAUUAAUGAAAGGGGAGAGCUCAAACUUGCUGAUUUUGGAUUGGCUCGAGCCAAGUCUGUACCAACAAAGACAUAUUCUAAUGAGGUGGUCACACUAUGGUACAGACCACCUGAUGUGUUACUAGGGUCCACAGAGUACUCCACUCCUAUUGACAUGUGGGGCGUUGGCUGUAUAUUCUAUGAGAUGAUUACAGGGCGGCCCCUGUUCCCUGGGUCUACAGUAGAGGACGAACUUCAUCUCAUAUUUCGUAUUCUUGGCACUCCUACUGACGAGACCUGGCCAGGGGUCUGCAGCAGUGAAGAGUUUAGGAACUAUAACUUCCCUCGAUAUCGCCCUGAACCUCUUGUCAAUCAUGCGCCCAGGAUAGACAGUGAUGGUGAUGAUUUAAUUUUGCAGUUGCUAAAGUUUGAGGCAAGGCAGCGUAUCUCAGCCGAUGAUGCUCUCAGGCAUCCCUACUUCAAGAGUUUGGGACCGCAAGUUCAGCACCUAGCUGACACGGCCUCCAUCUUUUCUGUGAAGGAGAUGCAGCUUCAAAAAGACCCAGGAAAGCGUACAAUAACAUACUCGGAGUCAGCAAUGCCCCAUAAGAUGGGUCCCAUGCGUUUGGAAUAUUUGCAGAGAGAAGGAGCAAAGUUGAAUCCAGCUUCCUCUCCUCCUUCUACUGGCUGACUCAUAAUACCACUCUGCCCAGGGGAAGUCCCGUCGACAGAGUGUAUUGUUUUAGAAAUGGGUCAGAACUGAAGACAUCAAACCUAAUGCACAAACACAAUACUUAACCCCACCACAACAAAAGGAGGAAGAACCUGAACCCUAGCACCAUUUAAAGGAGGAAAAAAGACAAACAGUUGAUCUGAGGAAAUCUUCACUACACAGUCAAGAAAUAGGAUUGCACUCUUCAAUAUGAAAUGGAAUAGCUUCACUUAUAACACAUAUACAACUUGUGAAGGAACGUUAGAAUCAUCUAGAGCCGCUCGUAAGGAUGCCUAAGUUUAUUCUUAUAAUCAAAGUGACUGACAUAAAGAAAGAGGAGACAAAUCAAGGACACUUGCAUCACACAGAGGGGAUAGUAAUAUACUUUAAUGCAGGUCAUGCUGUGCAGCCUGCAUUCAUUUAUAUGAAACUUAGCAGUAUACCUCAUUCCUUUCCAUGCAUCCAGCAUUCAUUUACACAUGUGGUUGUCCAUUUUAGUGUGUAUAUCGGCAUGCUGGGAAGAUUAGUUGGAGUCUCUCUUUGUGUGUGUGCGUGUGCAUUAUGUUUAAAACCUUUUAAUAUUUUAGGGACGUCUCUACCCCUACAUGACAUACACACUGCUGUGCUGGUACAAACUGUGGUUUCAACUAACCAUGGCACCUUACACUAGUUAAGCUCAGGCUGUCUUCUGUAAAUUCAUAACUAACUAAAUGAGCUAGGAGGAUGCGAGGCUGAAAGACGAUAUGGGCAUGACACUGAAUUUUGCAGUGCAUGAUCAGCAAUGCUGUUUUUAUAGUGUGCACUAUGUGACAAAUCUGAACACUUUGUUUGGAUGCUGUCCCAAACAGGAAAGGGUAUUACAAGACUGAAAAGUAUUACGCGAUUUCAAAAGUGCUCGCUAAACGGUACUCGUGUGUAUGCAAGUGAGACUUUCUUUUAAUGCAUGUUCUCUGAUUAUUCAUCGCUUCUUAUACUGUGCCCUCCAUAAUUAUAUGGGCUCCUCAUAAACAUGAGCAAAAAUGCAUAAAUAAAUAGGACAGCACAUGCAAUAAGUUAUGAGCUAAAAAAAUUAAACAUGCAGGGAUCAAUUGUUUUUGAUUUUCUUUUUACCUUUUAUUACAUUUCUUUUCUUCUGAAUGUUUUAAGUAGGACGUAUUUUCUAUAAAAUACUGCUUUUAACAUGUUCAGCAUCUUCAAGUUAGUUUGUGUUGAGUUUCUUACUGUAAAUUUAAACAAGAUUGGAGAGGGAUGUUUGUUCACUCCUCCCUGGAAAAUGUUUAAAGUUCAAUAUUUGUAGGCUUGUGCAUACACACUUUCUUUUGAAGUGAGACCACAUGUUUUCAGUAGGGUUUAAAUACAAAGACUGCAAACCAUUGCUUUUAAACCAUUCCUGUAUUGAUCUGGAAGUAGGUAUGGCCAAGUCUGAGAAUCAGUAAGGAUUUCAGCUGAAAUAUCCCUGUACUUAGCAGAUUUCAUAAAGUCACAAGGGUCCCAAGGUAUCACUGAUCCACUGCCAUCCUGGAUAAGAUGCUCAGAAAGUGUAUCAGAUGCUUUUUCCUAUUUUACAGUCUUCUGUUGACAAACAUGCUGUUUCUGUUGAAUCUCUUCUCAUCUUGCUAUGACACAUGAUACAAGUUAUUCUACUUGAAUUUUAUAGAAUAAUUUUGUGAUCAAGAUUGUCUCAUAAAGGAUUUUUUUCCCCUUCAAACUAUUCAAAACAGCUCAUUAUAAAAGUGUCAAAUUUGACAAUCAAAAAAUCUAUUCUAAAUCUGUGAUAUAAGCUGUUUUUCUUUUGUUUUGUUUUUUUAUUAUUUGAGACAUCCACCUCCUAACAGUGUGCAAAUGGCUUCAAAUAGAGUGAAAUGUUUUUUUUUUCUUUUCUGAUUUUGUACAGCUAAACAACCUUGACUCACAUGUGCUGAAAGUUCUCAUCGUAUGGCUUCUAUUUCUUUUGACAGGAAAUAUUAUUUAAGAAAUUAGGUCCAAUGAAAUGGUUCUCAAAUUCUUCUGUUGUUUGAAUUGAAAGUUGUUCCUUUUUUUCUACAUUAAUUUUUGCUCAAUUUUUUAUUUUCUGACAGAGGGCCAAUAAUUGUGGUGGGCACUGCAACUUCAUGAUGACUGGUUUUCCUUUUUUUUUUUUUCUUUUUUUUUUCCUUCUUACCCAACACCACUGAACUAAGAUUCCUUUUUUUUCCUGUUUAUAUAUAUAUAUAUAUAUAUAUAUAUAUAUAUAUAUAUAUAUAUAUAUAUAUAUAUAAUAUCAAUCAAUCCAUUUUUUAUUCAGGUGCAUUUAGUGUGACUGUAAUGAAAAACACCUUUAUUUUACUUAUAAGUACCAAUAUCAUUAAGUCAUAAAUCAGGGAUCAUGUUUCCUCUAUUGGUUCAGGACGCCUGAACAAUACAGGAGGCAGCUGACAGUUCAGAUGAUCUUCAUAUUACAGUAUGUUUGUGGAAACUCACAAAUUAUGUGUGUGAGGUGAGCAUUUCUACUGUGAGUUAUGUGCACUGGUGAAACACUACUCAGUUGCUUAGCAAAGCCAAGGACUAAAUUGUUUCAAUUAAUUGUUUUAUUUAUUUUUAUAGAUUUUUUUUACAUUAAUUUUUCAUCUUGCAAUACUAAAGAAACGAACACAUGACUAAAAAUGCACAGAAUGUUCGAUUGCCUUACAUGUUCGGCCAAAAAUAAUUUAUAAUUUGGAAUUGGCCAAAUGAGUAAUAAUGUGGAAUAUUAUGUCUCACUGUUUUGUGUGUUUGUUUUGUUUUGUUUUGUUUAGUUUUUUUCCCCCUCCCCAAAUUCGUCUAUAACAGCAAUAUAGUUGCAUCGCUUAAUAAAUAGAUUAUACAAAGAACUGUAGAGUUCAGUCAAUGUAAAAUAAUUAUGUUGAAAAAAAAAGAUUUUGCGAAAUGCACAAGAGUUUUAUCCUUCUGUUCUGCUUUGCUUUUUGAAGCAUUGGAAAUUCUGCUCAUCUCCUUAAAUCUGUGUAUUUUUAAAUGA
This is a messenger RNA of Silurus meridionalis, 5564 nucleotides long. RefSeq names its product cyclin-dependent kinase 17. Lineage: Eukaryota; Metazoa; Chordata; Actinopteri; Siluriformes; Siluridae. The coding region runs from base 926 to 2548 and encodes 540 amino acids. The transcript is spliced from 18 exons. The record is from RefSeq and is a predicted model, not a curated record. Gene Ontology annotation, biological process: exocytosis; neuron projection development; protein phosphorylation. Gene Ontology annotation, molecular function: ATP binding; protein kinase activity. Gene Ontology annotation, cellular component: cytoplasm; nucleus; synaptic vesicle.